Messenger RNA from Oryza sativa Japonica Group (Japanese rice), 716 nucleotides. The record is from RefSeq and is a predicted model, not a curated record. Lineage: Eukaryota; Viridiplantae; Streptophyta; Magnoliopsida; Poales; Poaceae.
AUAUGGAACGACAUCUUCUACCAUUUUGCAAGCUACAAGCGUAUUAUACAAGGAAGAUGUUGAUCCAGAUGAUCCGAAGGAUUGGCUUCACAGAAAUGAUACCUACCAAAGACAAUGUAGGAAGAGGAAAGCAGUGAGCAUUGAACGUGACCAACACUCACCCAUGCUAGAUGGAGUUACAGCAUACGAAAGUAUACCUGUCCAAGAUGUUCAUCAGGACAUUCCGAGUUUCGAUUACAUUGAAUUCGAUAGUAGAAUAUUCGAGCCUGCACUAAACAAUUUAGACGACGAAAGUAAUGUCAAACUGACGCAGACAUGUGACGUCGUGGAUAGUGAUGAUGAGGAAUUUCAAAAUAAAGACAAUGGUUACGAGUCAUAUCGCGUGGAUAUCAAGGGUGUUAAUUCUGUUGAUGUUGAAGAUCCAUACGAUUAUGUUUAUCAUAACCUGCCAGAGAAACAUCAUGUGUUAAAAAAAAGGCUGAUUGCAAGUACUGUGGGGCGAUUAGGUUUCAGUACGAGCCCCCUGGAUUCUGCUGCAGGCAAGGGAAGAUAACCGUAGCCACUCCAUUGGUUCCCCCUAAGUUGGUACGCCUGUUUACAAGCCAGGUUGAUAAUGAUGCGAAAUACUUUAGAAAACAUAUCCGUUACUUCAACUCUCAUUUCUCAUUCACAAGUCUUGGAGUGACCCUUGACCGCAGCGUGAGCACUGCUGCAGG